GGGUGCGGCGCACGCGCAAUGCAUCGCGCUGUGCUCUGCGGCAGCGGUGCGGGGCACUUCUUCCGAGCGCGGCGGGAGGUCAAAAAAGGAACGAGUUGCACUCUCUGUAUGCAGAGGGGAACUGCACGCUGCUAAGAGCACUGUGAAACACCUCCAGACUUCACACUACCUGCCUUGCAACUGCUCUGCUUGUUAUUGAUAGAAAUAAAGAAGCAUUUAAAGAUGACAACCUCGUGGAGUGACCGACUCCAGAAUGCUGCAGAUCUCCCUGCAAACAUGGACGGGCAUGCUCUGAAAAAGUACCGCCGGGAAGCCUAUCACCGGGUCUUUGUAAACAGAAGUUUAGCUAUGGAAAAGAUCAAGUGCUUUGGUUUUGAUAUGGAUUAUACGCUUGCUGUGUAUAAAUCCCCUGAAUACGAAUCUCUUGGAUUUGACCUGACCGUAGAAAGAUUAGUUUCCAUUGGAUACCCUCAUGAGCUGCUCAAUUUUGUGUAUGAUCCUGCAUUCCCUACCAGAGGCCUGGUGUUUGAUACCCACUAUGGAAACUUGCUGAAAGUCGAUGCCUAUGGAAACCUCCUGGUGUGUGCACACGGCUUUAAUUUCCUCAGAGGGCCUGAAACACGGGAUCAAUAUCCGAACAAAUUUAUCCAGAGGGAUGACACAGAUAGGUUUUACAUUCUGAACACAUUGUUCAAUCUACCAGAGACCUACCUGCUGGCUUGCCUCGUGGAUUUCUUUACUAACUGUGACCGGUACACUAGCUGUGAAACAGGGUUUAAAGAUGGAGACCUCUUCAUGUCAUUCAGGAGUAUGUUCCAAGAUGUCAGAGAUGCUGUUGACUGGGUUCAUUACAAGGGAUCGCUCAAGGAGAAGACCCUUGAGAAUCUGGAGAAGUAUGUGGUGAAAGAUGGGAAGCUGCCACUGCUGCUGAGCCGCAUGAACGAAGUUGGGAAGGUGUUUCUUGUGACAAACAGCGACUACAAAUACACAGAUAAAAUUAUGACUUACUUGUUUGACUUUCCACACGGACCAAAGCCUGGCAGUGCCCAUCGGCCUUGGCAAUCCUACUUUGACCUGAUCCUGGUGGAUGCACGGAAACCCCUCUUCUUUGGGGAAGGCACUGUGCUGCGGCAGGUGGACACGGUGACUGGGAAGCUGAAGAUCGGUACCUACACUGGCCCACUGCAGCACGGCAUCGUGUAUUCGGGAGGCUCCUCAGACACAGUCUGUGACCUGCUGGGGGCUAAAGGGAAGGAUAUUCUGUACAUUGGAGACCACAUCUUCGGAGACAUCCUCAAAUCCAAGAAGCGACAGGGCUGGAGGACCUUCCUGGUGAUCCCUGAGCUGGCACAGGAACUACACGUCUGGACUGACAAAAGUGCCCUUUUUGAAGAGCUGCAGAGCCUGGACAUCUUCUUGGCUGAGUUAUACAAGCAUCUGGACAGUAGCAGCAAUGAACGCCCUGACAUCAGCUCCAUCCAGAGACGCAUUAAGAAAGUGACCCAUGACAUGGACAUGUGCUACGGGAUGAUGGGGAGCCUCUUCCGCAGCGGCUCCCGGCAGACACUGUUUGCCAGCCAGGUGAUGCGCUACGCCGACCUCUAUGCAGCCUCCUUCAUCAACCUCCUUUACUACCCCUUCAGCUACCUCUUCAGAGCCGCCCACGUCCUGAUGCCACACGAGUCCACGGUAGAGCACACACACGUUGACAUCAACGAGAAGGAGUCACCCAUGGCCACGCGCAAUCGCACCUCGGUGGAUUUUAAAGAUUCCGACUACAAGCGGCACCAACUGACCCGCUCCAUCAGCGAGAUCAAACCGCCCAACCUCUUCCCUCAGGCACCUCAGGAAAUCACACACUGCCACGAUGAAGAUGAAGAUGAGGAAGAGGAAGAGGAGGAGGAAGAGGAGGAGGAGGAAGAAGAAUAAGAAGGAAAAAGUAAAGCAUUUCUGAAGAUAAACCAUGACUCUAGCAGUGAUCAGGAGCAGAUUCCUAUGUUGGGGCCCUUGGGGUGAUGGGUUGGGGGUGUGUGAUUCCUGCAAAGGCACAUUUUGAGAGCGGCCGGAAACUUUCAACAAAUUAACACUAAUCAGGAGGAAACCUUUGUUUUCAGUUCUGCAGACGGUUCAACGAGCUGAUGGAUCUGCCUGGGUGGUGCGGUCAGAUGGCAGCGCCCGCCCGUGCUGUAAUGCUGCUCCCGUUCCAUUCGGGGAUGCUGCAUGACUUUUCCUUUCCCAUGAUGUGUUUCCAUUCGAACGAUGUCCUGUAAACGGUUUUUGCCAUUUGUUACAUUCACGUGGAGGAGGAAGGGAUUUGCUGAGCCCUGCAGGAGAUGCAACAAUCCAACUCCUGCUGUUUGGGUUGCCACCCUUUGCUCUCCUGCACUCAAAGCACCCCCGCCACGUUAGCCAGGGCGCUGCUGUGGCUUCCAGCUCCACGUCCACCCCUGCUUGCAGGAGUCUCCCUGUGAAUGGUUCAGUUCCUCCGUCCACCACAGAUAGCAGCAGGAUUUCGGCCCUUAGGUGCAUUUUGCAGCUGUACACAUUUUGGUUUGUAGGCGGUGUUGUCCCCUCCCUCUGCUUCACACUCUCUUCCAUCAGCAGCAUUCAGUGCCUGACUGCCAGCACGUUUCCCAAACAGCGGAGCCGCACGCUGUGAUUCUCAACUCAGCUCCUGUACUUCCAACAGUAAAUAUUAACCCCACAGCUUCAAGCUACCGCUUUAGCAUUACAUUAGUCAGCUUGUCUUCCUCACUGCCUGUUCCUGACCCUUCUGUCUGCUCAGUGUCCCAAAGACAAAACCAGCCACGGUGAAGGGCCCGGUCUUCCAGGGUGCUGCGGGGCCACGCAGCUCUGCCUGCAAUAGGAAACAGCAUAAGCCACAGUGCUGCAGGAGGCCCUCAUCCGCCCACAGCUCCAUUGCCUUUGGCCCGGUGUGGAGCACAGCGAGGGCCACGUCCUGGCUGAGGGGUGACUCACGGCUGCCAUGUGGGAACUGGUUGUGUGGCUGAUGGUGCAGCUCUGCCAUCGCUGGUCUUUCUUUGUGUUGUGGGUGCAGCUUCCCUGAGUGCAGCCUGUGCCGUUCACAUGUGAAGGGAUUACAGUGGGAGCCUCUUGUAAUGAAUUUGACUGCUGUUUCAGUACCAUAAGCGCAUUUAAUCUUCUUUUUUUUCUUUUUUUCCCCCCAUUUUAAAGUACCUUAGGAGAAAAUAAAAAUAAUGCACACCACCACCCUCUGAGCAGGAAACGCUGCUACUGAAGUGGCAGUUCUUCAAGUCAAUAAACAGUGAUGUUUCUAAGAA
Coturnix japonica (Japanese quail) is the source of this 3302-nucleotide messenger RNA. RefSeq names its product 5'-nucleotidase, cytosolic II (gene NT5C2). Gene Ontology annotation, molecular function: 5'-nucleotidase activity. The record is from RefSeq and is a predicted model, not a curated record. NCBI's taxonomy places the organism in Eukaryota, Metazoa, Chordata, Aves, Galliformes, Phasianidae. Gene Ontology annotation, biological process: adenosine metabolic process; IMP metabolic process.